Bactrocera tryoni is the source of this 1928-nucleotide messenger RNA. RefSeq names its product branchpoint-bridging protein. Gene Ontology annotation, biological process: regulation of alternative mRNA splicing, via spliceosome. Gene Ontology annotation, molecular function: mRNA binding. Gene Ontology annotation, cellular component: nucleus. The transcript is spliced from 8 exons. The coding region runs from base 172 to 1557 and encodes 461 amino acids. The record is from RefSeq and is a predicted model, not a curated record. Lineage: Eukaryota; Metazoa; Arthropoda; Insecta; Diptera; Tephritidae.
ACAACAAUUAACAAGCAACAACAACAAUUUACUUGCAAAAAAUAAAGCAACAACAAAAAUUAACAAGCGAAAAUACAAUUAUAACAGCAGCAGGCUAGCGAAUACAACAAGAACAACAACAUAGGUGCAGCAAAGGUGAAAAUAAUAAGAUACUUUACGGCGUCAAACAAUAUGGAGCUUGUUUCAAAAUCUAAUAUGAGCGCCUUAGAGGAUCGUUCUUCAAAAAGCAUGGAAAAAUUAAAAAUGUUGGAUAUAACGCGGGAUCGACCAGUUAAAGUGGCAGUAAAGGUGGCGGUACCGGUGCGAGAUCAUCCAAAGUUCAAUUUCGUUGGCAAACUCUUGGGUCCCAAGGGUAAUUCUAUGAAGCGUCUUCAAGAGGAGACAAUGUGUAAAAUGGCGGUCUUGGGUCGUGGCUCGAUGCGUGAUCGUAAAAAGGAGGAAGAGUUGCGUGCCAGUGGCGACAGUCGUUAUGCACAUCUCUUUGAGGACUUGCAUGUAGAGAUUUCCACAUUUGCAGCGCCUGCAGAAGCUCACGCACGCAUAGCAUACGCGCUGGCCGAAGUGCGAAGGUUUUUGGUGCCGGACUAUCACGACGACAUACGACAAGAGCAAAUGUGGGAAAUGCAAGCGUUGACUUCCUCAACUUCGCUGACCUUCACCGACGAUCAGCACAGUCCCAAUCGCGGUGGCGUCACCGAUAUGGAUACAUCGAAUGAUGAAAAGCUCGAGUUGGAACCGAAUGGUAUGGAAUGCAAUACACUUGUGGAUAAGAACGAGGCACAACAGGUGAGUUUAAGCAAUGAACAGCAACAACAACAGCUGCAUCAACACCAACAACAGCAACAACAACGCAAUUUACAUCAUUUACUACAUCAACCACCACCAACGUCGGCACGUGGCCCCAACACGCCCGUCGCCACAGUAGCAACUCAUCAUCACACCAAUCUCUUGCCGACCAAUACCGAUGGUCUCUGUCAGAAAGCGAGUGCCGGCAGCACAGCAACAGCUAUGAAUUCCUUUCCACUAGUACACCCAGCAGCUAUGUCGGUUGCAUUACAACACCAAUUGACCGCAGCCAGUAUUGGUAAUAUAUUGAAGCCAGCCGCACCGACGGCAGCUGGUGUGCCUACGGUGACUGAUUUGCAUGCGGCAACACAACAGCCGAACACAGCCGGCGGCAUAGCACUGCCAACGGAGGCUGAAGCGCCCAUGGCAGCCACAUUGGGUUUGUUGGAUCCACCCACUGGUGCGUUGUUGCACCCGGCGUUGCGCAGUGUCAAGGCAAUCAAUAUUGCGGGUGGCUUGGCCCGCAAGCGGCCACUAUUGGGUGUGCCACGUUCUAGCAUGAAUCCAACUAAACGCACUGUAAUGACUUUACUAGCCAGAGCCAAGAACUCGCAGGCUUUGCACGCGGUACGAAAUCCGAUUGCAGCAGCUACGGCGGCCCGAUUUGCUGAUCCCUUACAGAUGCUUACCUCCCCAUUUAUAUUGUCAUCGCAACCCAUGGAUCAGUCGAUGCUAACAUUUCCUAAGGAAAGUCUCGCACAAGGAGUCUAAGUCUAAUUCACACACACAAAAGACAAGGUAUUUUGAAAUGAAAAAAAUUGAUCCUUAUUGAGCCCGCCUCCACCUACACACCAAUGUAUUACAAUUAAGAAAUCACAAAAUACAAGAUUAAUAUUUAAUAUAUAAUAUAUAUAUAUAUAUAUAUAAAUAUAUAUUUAAAAACAAAAACUCGCCCAACGCAAAUAUAAAUUGAACUUAAAGCAAGAAAACACAAAAACAAAACAUGAACUGUUAAAUUAAAAAUAAAGUAAAAAGUGAAAAUAAAAAUAAAGUAAAAAAAAAUUAAUUAUACAGAUAUUUAUACAAUUAUACCUAAACUUAUCGGAAUGUUGAAAUUAACGACACAUUACGAGUAUUAUGAA